AUGGAGACGGAAAAGAUUCCUCCAGCAGCGAGCAAUCAUGUCGAAGUCACAAAAGACCACUUAAACGGGUGGGAAAAUGUUCGAUUGACCACGGAAGAGGAGCAUCGCCUGACAAUCCCUGAAGCUAUCCGCAAGCAUUACAAGGCAUGUCUCUGGUCUAUGGUAAUAUCUUUGACGAUUAUAAUGGAUGGAUAUGAUGGGGCACUUCUAGGUUCGCUCGUUGCAUUCCCGUCAUUCAAGACCCAUUUCGGCCAGUACGUCAACGCCACCUCUGGCUACCAGAUACCUGCUCAUUGGCAACUCGCAAUUGGCUGCUCGAGCUCCGUCGGUAAUAUAAUUGGCAUCUACAUUGGGGCUUUUACGACCGACCGCUUGGGAUACAAGCGGUCGUUGUUGUUGUGGUUGACUUGGUUGACAGCUUUCAUCUUCGUCUCUUUCUUCGCCACGCAUAUAUCUGUUGUCUUUGCUGGAGAACUUCUCUGUGCGAUGUCCUGGGGUGUCUUUGCGACACUGGCGCCGCCCUAUGCUACUGAACUCGUUCCUGUUGUUUUGCGAGGCUUGCUGGAGAUUUGGAUCGUCAUGUGUUGGGGUAUCGGACAGCUACUCUCGUAUUCCGUUCUCCUCACUCUCAACAAAGACCUUUCUAUCUGGGCGUGGCGCAUUCCGUUUGCUGUUCAGUGGGUUUGGCCAGUAAUUAUCUUCCCACUCGUUCUAUUCGCGCCGGAAUCGCCUUGGUGGCUGGUUCGCAAGGGUAAACUCGAGGCCGCCGAGAAGGUAGUCAUGCGGCUGGGAAGUGCAGAUAUGACCGAGGAAGAGAUCCAUCGUGCUGUGGCUACAAUGGUCGAAACCAAUAAUCUGGAGAAGAAUAUGCACGAAGGCGCAGGUUAUCUUGAUUGCUUCCGUGGUUCUAACCUAUGGCGAACUGAGAUCUCCUGCGUCGCCUGGGCCGCACAAUUGUGGUGUGGAUUUGUCAUCUCCGCUUAUUCGACCUAUUUCUUUGAGUUGGCUGGUCUUGCGGCGUCGGACGCAUAUAAGAUGAGUGUAGGCCAAGGCGGUCUUCAUAUUCUGUUCAAUAUUAUCUCCAUUCCCGUCGUUGCGAGAGUGGGCCGCCGUCAUCUGUAUCUCGCGGGACUUUCCUGGAUGGCGCUUAUGUUGUUUUUAGUUGGCUUUGUCUCAUUAAGUCCGCCGAAGGCCGCCGUGGGCUACGUACAGUCUGUGCUGUAUCUACUCUGGAACUGUGGCUACGAACUUACUGUCGGACCAGCAGCGUAUAUUCUUGUCAGCGAAGUCUCCUCUACUCGGCUACGAAACAAGACUGUUGCUCUGUCCCGGAACGCAUAUAACCUUUCUCUUUUGAUGAACUACUUUGUUGGUCCAUAUAUCCUCAACCCAACGGAGGGCAACUGGAAGGGAAAGACCGGCUUCCUCACCGGUGGUAUCAAUAUUAUCCUUCUCACCUGGACAUUCUUCCGGCUUCCAGAAACUCAGGGGCGGACUUUUAUGGAACUGGAUAUUCUCUUUUCGAAGAAGGAAUUGAAAACAAGGGACUUCAAGUCUUACAAGGUGGAAUUUUCGGAGCUCAAUGAGGACAAACUUGCUGGUACCAGCUACGAUGCUUAA
This is a messenger RNA of Talaromyces marneffei, 1620 nucleotides long. RefSeq lists its product as uncharacterized. The transcript has a single exon. The record is from RefSeq and is a predicted model, not a curated record. Gene Ontology annotation, cellular component: membrane. Gene Ontology annotation, biological process: carbohydrate transport; transmembrane transport. Gene Ontology annotation, molecular function: carbohydrate:proton symporter activity. Lineage: Eukaryota; Fungi; Ascomycota; Eurotiomycetes; Eurotiales; Trichocomaceae. Bases 1 to 1620 code for a protein of 539 amino acids.